This is a messenger RNA of Glycine soja, 1378 nucleotides long. Its product is annotated as glutathionyl-hydroquinone reductase YqjG-like. Gene Ontology annotation, molecular function: glutathione transferase activity. Lineage: Eukaryota; Viridiplantae; Streptophyta; Magnoliopsida; Fabales; Fabaceae. The record is from RefSeq and is a predicted model, not a curated record. Gene Ontology annotation, cellular component: cytoplasm. The transcript has 6 exons. The coding region runs from base 197 to 1174 and encodes 325 amino acids.
UCUAGUUUUCACUCAAAUCACUUUUAAAACAGCGAUUAUAAAACUUACCGAAAUCAUGUUGUGUCUGAGACUACCAUUGCUACGCCCCAAAAGCACUUUUCCUCCCUCUGACUUUUGCUACAACUACUACCAGUACAAGAUUUGGUGCUGUCUGUGAUUGGUUUGUAAAAUAUAUUCUGCUUAGCAUAUAGUUGGAAUGGCUCGAUUUUCAUUGGAUGAGAUAUCAGACACUGGUGCCUUUGUGAGAUCUGCUUCAACAUUCAGAAAUUGGAUUUCGAGGGACCCGAAUUCGCUGUUUCCACCGGAAUCAGGGAGGUAUCAUCUCUAUGUAUCAUAUGCUUGUCCUUGGGCUUCCAGGUGCCUUGCUUACUUGAAUAUCAAAGGACUUGACAAAGCCAUCAGUUUCUCGGCUGUCAAACCCAUCUUUGAGAGAACUAGAGAAUCAGAUGAAUAUAAGGGAUGGAUUUUUCCUGAAUCGGAAACCGAGGUGCCUGGAGCUGAACCUGAUAGGUUCAAUGGAGCAAAGACUAUUAGGGAACUUUAUGAAAUUGCAAGUGAAAACUAUGCCGGAAAGUACACUGUUCCGGUUCUGUGGGAUAAGAAACUCAAGACAAUUGUUAACAACGAGAGCUCAGAGAUAAUCCGCAUGUUUAAUACUGAAUUCAAUAAUAUUGCAGAAAACCCCACCUUGGACUUGUAUCCCACUGAUUUAAAAGCCCAAAUUGAUGAUACCAACGAGUGGAUAUACGAUAGUAUAAAUAAUGGUGUUUAUAAAUGUGGGUUUGCAAAGAAGCAAGAACCAUACAAUGAGGCUGCAAGACAAUUGUACGGGGCUUUGGACAAAUGUGAGGAUAUACUAAGCAAGCAACGCUAUAUAUGUGGCAAUACACUAACUGAAGCAGACAUUCGUUUGUUUGUCACUCUUAUUAGAUUUGAUGAGGUUUAUGCUGUUCACUUCAAGUGCAACAAGAAGCUGCUACGCGAAUACCCGAAUCUUUUCAAUUACACGAAAGACAUUUUCCAAAUUCCUGGCAUUAGUAGCACAGUGAACAUGGAACAUAUAAAGUUGCAUUACUAUGGAAGUCAUCCUUCUAUCAAUCCAUUUGGGAUCGUUCCUGUAGGGCCAAAUAUUGAUUAUUCUGCUCCUCAUGACAGAGAAAGGUUUUCUGCAUAGGUGGUUUAUAGCAUGUUUGUAUAAUUGUAAGAGAUUUAUGAGGAAUUUUCUGUAUCUUCUAAGUGAACUGUUUUGUUGAAUAACUGCAGAAACAAUAGUGCUUUGUUGAAAAACAUAUUUUCAAAAUAAACUGGCAUAGGUGUGUGCUUGUGUCUACUAUCUAUACUUUUAAUGUUGGAAUUUUUUUUCUGUGAUUUAGCUUCA